UUUUCUGUAAAUCACCUCUCUUCCAAUACCCCCAUUUCACAAAAAAUCACUGUAUUGGGAGACUCGUCAUCUUCUUCAUCUAACUUUGCUCUGUUCGAUUUCGUGAAGAAAAAAAUGGCGUUUUUCCUGAACAAAACAGUCUUGUCUAAGCUUCGACUCAAUGCUCAGAAGACUGAUGAAUCUUUGAUGCUAUCACGACGUGGGAUACAUAUCGAACCCGGGGUUCGCGAGAAGGCUCUCUUGGCAGCGGAUCCCUCCUUGAAACGCUUUAAAUCACAUAAACAGAGUGUGCGAACCCUCAAAAGGGUGGGAGAUGUUCUAACUAUUGUUGUAGUAGCAGGAUGUUGUUAUGAGAUAUAUGUGAGAGCUGUUAUGCGGGAAGAAGCAAGGAAGAAGGCAGAAGGAAGCACAUAAUGCAUAUCAUUCUGCUUUUGCAUUUCUUCACUGCUUUAAUUCUCCAAAACAUGGGGAGAAUGGGAUAAUGAAGGUCCAUUAUCUUGAUACUAAGUACAUGAAAAUCGUGUUUUGACUUUUGUUUGGGUUGGUGAUAUGAAAAUAAGAUGGCUCCAAACAGUUGAGGCUGCAUUCAACACCAAGAACUUUGCAUGCAAAUUUUGGUUUUAUUUGAACUUAAUGUUUGAAUGCUCUAAAACGUAUGUGAUUCCUGGUGAGAUUUUCUCACCUUCAAUUA
Messenger RNA from Solanum dulcamara, 691 nucleotides. Its product is annotated as succinate dehydrogenase subunit 7A, mitochondrial-like. The record is from RefSeq and is a predicted model, not a curated record. The transcript is spliced from 4 exons. Lineage: Eukaryota; Viridiplantae; Streptophyta; Magnoliopsida; Solanales; Solanaceae. The coding region runs from base 115 to 414 and encodes 99 amino acids.